This is a messenger RNA of Protopolystoma xenopodis, 369 nucleotides long. The record is from the annotation of a GenBank genome assembly. NCBI's taxonomy places the organism in Eukaryota, Metazoa, Platyhelminthes, Monogenea, Polystomatidea, Polystomatidae.
AUGAUUAACCAAUAUGAGAUAGAUAUUACGCAAUUGCUACGCUGGAUCCAGGAACAAGUACAACGUUUUGACCCGAACUUCAAAGAGCUCAAGAGCCUCCAGGCAAUAAAGCAGCAGUUAGCUGAGUUUACAUUCUACAUUCGACAGGAGAAACCGCCAAAAUAUCAGCAACGUUCUUCUCUAGAAGCCCGGUUGUUUGAGAUCAAGGUCAAGCAGAAGAACAUUGGGAUGACGCCUUAUCUGCCUAGUGAUGCAUACAAGUUUCAACAACUCGAUACCAACUGGACUCGUCUGGAAAGAGUAGAAUACGCUUUUGAGACACGUGCCCGUAGGGACCUGCAACGGUAUGUUGAAUGUCAAGGUUUUUAA